AUGGAAGACGAGAUGGUUGGUUGCAGGCGAGCCGGCGAGUUAAACGAGGUGAUGGUGCGGCAGAGGGGCAUGGUCGGGGCGACAGGGCGAGGGCGCCGGCAGCAAGCGAAGGCGCUGGCGAUGUCGCUGUUGAUCGGCGGAGGGUUGUUGGAGCCGGCAGGGAAGGGCAACGACGGUGGUUGCUGGAUUUGGGAGGUUGGCAUGGGUCGGCAGGGGAGAGCUGUGGAGGAGAUGGCGAGGCGAUGGUGGUUGCGGGAUUUGGGAGGUCGGCAGGGAGUGGGUCGCGGUGGAGGAGACGGCAAGGCGAUGAUGGACGGCGGACGACACUAG
This is a messenger RNA of Linum trigynum, 330 nucleotides long. NCBI's taxonomy places the organism in Eukaryota, Viridiplantae, Streptophyta, Magnoliopsida, Malpighiales, Linaceae. The record is from the annotation of a GenBank genome assembly.